UGAGGCGGCCGCGGGCGCGGGUCGCGUCGCGCUGCUCCGAGGGGCCGGGCUGGGCUGGCCGCAGCUGGCGCCUGGCCGUGAGGGCGGGCUCCCGGGCGGGCGGGAUGGCCCCCGCCUAGGGCGGUGGGAGAAGCGGCUGAGCCCAGGAUGCUGGGGAGGCGGCGCGGCGGCUCCUCACUCAUCCCAGAUGUUGAUCAUCUUUCUGGAAAAGAAUCUCCAUGGCCUGAACAUUUUCUGGAAAUAAUUUUGAGCAAAAUAUCCAUUUAAUAAAAAGAUAACCACAUCAAGAUGGUUGCAAAACUGAAGCAGAACUUACUAUUGGCAUGUCUGGUGAUUAGUUCUGUGACUGUGUUUUACUUGGGCCAACACGCCAUGGAAUGCCAUCACCGAAUAGAGGAACGUAGUCAGCCUCUCAAACUGGAAAGCACAAAGAUGACUGUGCGAACUGGCCUGGACAUCAAAGCCAACAAAACCUUUGCCUAUCACAAAGAUAUGCCUUUAAUUUUUAUUGGAGGUGUGCCUCGGAGUGGAACCACACUCAUGAGGGCCAUGUUAGAUGCACAUCCUGAUAUUCGCUGUGGAGAGGAAACCAGGGUCAUUCCCCGAAUCCUGGCCCUGAAGCAGAUGUGGUCACGGUCGAGUAAAGAGAAAAUACGCUUGGAUGAGGCUGGUGUCACCGAUGAAGUGCUGGAUUCUGCCAUGCAAGCCUUCUUACUAGAAAUCAUUGUUAAGCACGGGGAGCCAGCUCCUUAUUUAUGUAAUAAAGAUCCUUUUGCCCUGAAGUCCUUAACUUACCUUGCUAGAUUAUUUCCCAAUGCCAAAUUUCUCCUGAUGGUCCGAGAUGGCCGGGCGUCAGUACAUUCAAUGAUUUCUCGAAAAGUUACUAUAGCUGGGUUUGACCUGAACAGCUACAGGGACUGUUUGACCAAGUGGAAUCGUGCCAUAGAAACCAUGUAUAACCAGUGCAUGGAGGUUGGCUAUAAAAAAUGCAUGUUAGUUCACUAUGAACAACUUGUCUUACAUCCUGAACGGUGGAUGCGAACACUCUUAAAGUUCCUCCAUAUUCCGUGGAACCACUCAGUAUUACACCAUGAAGAGAUGAUUGGGAAAGCUGGGGGAGUAUCUCUGUCAAAAGUGGAGAGAUCAACAGAUCAAGUCAUCAAGCCAGUCAAUGUGGCAGCUCUAUCAAAAUGGGUUGGGAAAAUACCUCCAGAUGUUUUACAAGACAUGGCAGUGAUUGCACCCAUGCUGGCCAAACUUGGAUAUGACCCAUAUGCCAAUCCACCCAACUAUGGAAAACCUGAUCCCAAAAUCCUUGAAAACACUAGAAGGGUCUAUAAAGGAGAAUUUCAGCUACCUGACUUUCUUAAAGAAAAACCUCAGGAAUUCCAAGGAGUUAGUCUCUCCAUCAGGAACCAGGGACAAAGACUGAGCAAGUGGAGUAGCAGAGCCAGGAACCUCUUACAUCCUAAGGGAAGACUGCUGCCUUUUCAUCUAGGACUGGCUGUCACCUGCUGAGAUCCAGGGAGUGUACGUACCAUGGCCCGCAUCUCCUGUUCAUUUGUCAGACUCCUCCACUGAGAGGGUGGGAUGAAGAACACAUUUGGGCCUUCCUGAGUGAUCUGUGUCCUGAGCACAGCGCUCUUGAUUCUAUUGCAUGCACAACCCAGCGGAUUAGGAGUCCAGAAGGGACGUGCGCUUUCUGUUAAAACUGCUCUGGUCUUGAUCUUUUCUUACCAGAUUCCAAACUUUGUUUUAAAGGGGAGGUUUAAAAUUGGCACUCUGUAAGUAAAAAAUUGGUCAGUUUCUCUUGGUUUUGUAGAAUACUCGUAUCUGUUUAAAUGUAUUGAUGUGGAUAAUACUAAAUAUCUUAAUUAUUUAAAUUGUAUUGUUUCUGAGAAGAUGAGGGAUUACUGUAUACAUUUACAAUGUAAUGACUUUUGUAUUUUAUUUUUCAAAAUAAAAGCUUUAAG
Eptesicus fuscus (big brown bat) is the source of this 1973-nucleotide messenger RNA. It is a transcript of the gene TPST1, whose product is annotated as tyrosylprotein sulfotransferase 1. Gene Ontology annotation, molecular function: protein-tyrosine sulfotransferase activity. Gene Ontology annotation, cellular component: Golgi apparatus. NCBI's taxonomy places the organism in Eukaryota, Metazoa, Chordata, Mammalia, Chiroptera, Vespertilionidae. Gene Ontology annotation, biological process: peptidyl-tyrosine sulfation. Bases 289 to 1518 code for a protein of 409 amino acids. The transcript has 7 exons. The record is from RefSeq and is a predicted model, not a curated record.